Messenger RNA from Pecten maximus, 6432 nucleotides. Its product is annotated as aryl hydrocarbon receptor nuclear translocator homolog. Lineage: Eukaryota; Metazoa; Mollusca; Bivalvia; Pectinida; Pectinidae. Gene Ontology annotation, biological process: regulation of transcription by RNA polymerase II. The transcript is spliced from 16 exons. Bases 109 to 2199 code for a protein of 696 amino acids. The record is from RefSeq and is a predicted model, not a curated record. Gene Ontology annotation, cellular component: nucleus; aryl hydrocarbon receptor complex; cytoplasm. Gene Ontology annotation, molecular function: RNA polymerase II cis-regulatory region sequence-specific DNA binding; protein dimerization activity; DNA-binding transcription factor activity, RNA polymerase II-specific.
CUCAUGACGAGACUGCUUUGUUUUCCUGUCAGAGUUUUAGAAAUCGUGAAAAUUUAGACAAUAUCACCAUAAGAAGAGAAAACAGGUGAACAACAAACAUAAAAGCCCAUGGCGUCGGCUCCAACGGUUUCCCCGGGACCCUCAGGAGCAGGAACUCCAGACAGUACCAAAAGAAAACGGAAAGGACCGUCAGGAAAAGAAUCCGACGAUGAUGACAGUCAGCAGGGCGGGUCGUUCACACAGGACCAAGUGGACAAGGAGCGGUUUGCCAGGUUGGAGAGCCACUGUGAAAUUGAACGACGUAGAAGGAACAAGAUGACCACCUACAUUAAUGAGCUUUGUGACAUGGUUCCCACCUGCAGCACAUUGGCCAGGAAGCCAGACAAAUUGACCAUUCUCAGGAUGGCUGUGUCCCAUAUGAAAACGCUCCGAGGAACAGGCAACACCAAUUCUGAUGGAUCCUACAAACCUUCCUUCCUCACUGACCAGGAACUCAAACACCUUAUUUUAGAGGCAGCAGAUGGUUUCCUGUUUGUGGUGCAGUGUGAUACAGGGCGGAUAAUUUACGUGUCAGAUUCUAUCACACCCGUUCUCCAUCAGUCACAGACUGAAUGGUUUGGUAACACCUUAUAUGAGCUGGUUCAUCCCGACGACCAGGAGAAAGUCCGGGAACAACUGUCCACAACCGAAUCUCAAAACACUGGUCGCAUCCUCGACCUUAAGACUGGAACAGUAAAGAAAGACAGCCACCAGACCUCAAUCCGGUUAUGUAUGGGAUCACGUCGUGGCUUUAUAUGUCGUAUGAAGAUGGGUAAUGUACAAGUGGAUCCAAUGACUGCUAACCAUUCCAUACGUAUCCGACAGAGAAACACGCUGGGACCUUCUAUAGACGGAAAUCACUACACUGUCGUUCAUGUCACAGGCUACAUCAAAAACUGGCCACCAUCAGGUGUACAGAUUGACCGGGACACAGACGAGAAUGGUGGAGGUCACUGUUGCUUGGUGGCUAUUGGACGCCUCCAGGUGACCAGUACACCCAACUGUAAUGACCUCAUGGGACCAAAUGCAGCUACAGAAUUCAUAUCUCGGCACAGUAUCGAGGGAAAAUUCACGUUUGUGGAUCAGAGAGUAACAGCUGUAUUAGGUUAUCAGCCACAGGACCUCCUAGGGAAAUCAGCUUUUGAUUUUUACCAUCCUGAGGAUAAGGGUCACAUGAAGGACACAUUUGAACAAGUGCUAAAGUUGAAAGGACAGGUAAUGUCCAUCAUGUACAGAUUCAGGGCCUGCAAUCACGACUGGGUGUGGCUACGGACAAGCAGCUUCAGCUUUCAGAACCCAUACACCGACGAGGUGGAAUAUAUUGUCUGUACCAACACGUCAGCCAAAAGUGCACAGCAAGGAGCCUCAAGUGCCGGCCCUGCCUCUAACCUGACCACAACCCAGGAACAAGUGGCCGAAACCAACCAACCAAUCACGUACAACACCCCGCCCCGCCCUCUGGCCUCGGAAACUAUCAACAACAUGUCCACCAAACAGCCUGACUACGAAUCCUAUAACUACAAUACAGUCAUGGGAGCUGGAAGUCGACAGGUUGGUAGACCGGACAUGUACUCCACAUACAACUCCCCUAACCAGCAGAUGAAGCAGUAUCCUUCCCAGAGUGUGGCUGCCAGUAUGCCUUUGUCUCAACAGACCCAGGGAUCAGGGGUCAGACGCAGCCCCAACCCCUCAGGAAGCUGGCCUUCCCAAGGGGGCUUUACUCAAACACAGGCUGGAACUGAUUUUGGGGGCAAUCCAGCAGCAGGAUACUCACAGAUCAGCCCAAACAGUUCUUCUCCAGCUGGUGGACCUACCUACACACAGCUAGGAGGGGGGUCACAGGGAGGUGUGCCUAACUCGCAGUCUAACAGCUUCACACACCCAUCUCCUGCUGGUGCUGCAGGGACAGGAAUGUGGCCUCCCUCACACUGGCAGGCUGGGGCUGGAGAUGCCACCCAGACCCAGCCACAGACAGGACCACAGGGGCCCACACCAGGGCAAGGGCAGGCCCCACCCAACCAGACUCAAUCUACCAACCCACAGCAGCAGCAACAAGCUCCUCAGAAUGAAGAGUUUAGUGAUAUGUUCCGUAUGCUCGACCAGCAGGGAGGGCCGGAGUUUAGUGAUUUGUCGGGCAUGUUCAACACAUUUACAGACUGAUUUCUGUUCCUCUCCAUGUUUUAAGUCUUUAUAGUAUACCAGGGAGGGCCGGAGUUUAGUGAUUUGUCGGGCAUGUUCAACACAUUUACAGACUGAUAUCUGUUCCUCUCCAUGUCUUUAUAAUACAGUAUAUUGGUAUACAUUUUGUUUAAUUACUGUUCCUCCACUGUAGAUACAAGUUGAUAUGUUGAUAUCACUCUACUCCAACAUCUUAGGGGAUGUCAUUCACUGCAUCUGUUCAUGUUGUAGUGUAUAUGAUUUUGCCAUAACUCUUUCUAUCAGUACAGGUUGUAUUUUUGUAAACUGUUUUGGCGUAAUUAAUCCAUUUUAGGAUUCAUAACCAACAUGUAUCUGAAGCAAUUUAGAGCAUUUUUAAACUCUUAACAAAUGUAAAUGUGGCUCUAUCUACUGUUUUAGAUAUAACUUGGAAUUGAUCUGAUAAGCAAUGGAGUGAAUGAUGGGCGAGUACUUUUCAUGUGUGGAUACGUUUUGCAUAAUUUUCACCAUUCUGUGUUAUUAUGUUGUACUGGGGUUGUAUUUAAGGAUUUGUAUUAUUGGGGAGGUGUAGAGAAAUCUAUAAUUAGUCUUGUGCAAUCUGUUUUUUCAUCUUCUCAAGACUAUCACCUUCGAUUAAUAAAAGACACAUUUAUAGACCAUGAUCAUAUUAAUCAUUGAUGUUUUUCCACUUAAAUUGCAAAAGAAUAUUCAUUUAAUUUUACAUGUUAAACUGAUUUGUUGAUAUUGUAUAUGUAAAAUCAUUGUGAUGUUGGAAUCAAUUUCGACAGAAGAAAACAUUAAGAUCAGGUAUGCGGUCAUGCUUGAUGCUUUUUAAAUUCUGUCAAAAUAAUCUGAUUUCUGAAAUAUAAUGAUUUUGAAAAUAUGGAAGAAAAAUAGGAAACUAAGGAUAUAUGCUGUCUGACAUAAUUUUGUUUGUGUUACGUCCUAUAUAAAUCAAUAUAGUUUUAAAGCAUUAUCAACUCAAGAGUUAUUUCACACCAUACUAUCAAUUUUAGUGUUUGCAUACACCUUUCAGAGGAGUAAUCAAUAAGUUAUCAUCAUUACGGGUCAUGGAAGAUUCAUUUGUAAGAUUUGUUGUUUAGAAGUCUUCUGAAAUAGAUAUUUGGUUUAAGGUAGCAUGCAUCUUUAAUAUAUAUUUCAGCAUCCUUAAAACAUCAAAUUUGUAUUUAAGCUAAAUAAAUAAUUAUCAUAUUCCCAUCAGGUUUCAAAUGAAUAAGGCAGAGGAUUUAUAUGUAUGAUUGAUACAUGGCUUUAAAAAUUAUUAAAUUUUACAGAAUAUGUCAGAAUCUUUUAUAUCAAAAUAAAAUCUGCAAAAAUAUUUCUUUUUAUAACCUCUUUAUGUAGACAGUAUCUUCUAUUGUAUCGUAAAGGACUUAAGAUGUUAUAAUACAAAUAUUUCCUGAAAUAUCUUAAGUCUUCUAAAAGAUGUUUGUAAACAUUUUUCUCUUGAAUCAGUUAAUAUUUUUUGUCGAGAAUGUUUUUUCUCGCUCUGAUUGAAUUGUUUGAUGGUCAUGAUGGAAUAAGAAAAGGAGCUAUAGUUGAUUGUUUAUAUUGUUAGAUUUUAGCUUCUAUUUAUUACCGAAAGCUGAGCUUACAGAUGAGGUAUUGGUCACAAUAAUUCUCUUUUAAAGAAAUGUACAUAUUGUUUUUGAAAUGAAGGAUUCCACUGUUAACAAUAGAUUGUGCAUUGAUCAUUGCAUAAUUAACGUAACAUUUUAGAAUUUUUGAUUAUAGCUGCAAUAGAUUUUAUAGUGCAAUAGAGAUGAUGAAGAAAUAGUAUUGAAUUUAAUUUUUAGUAAAUAACAUAUGAAAUAAAGGUUUUGAAAAAAAAAUGGGCUAAAAAUUGUAUUUAAACUAUGUUAUAAAUGUAGAGAAAUUGUGCCAUAUUUUAUUGAAAAAAUAAAUUUUAAAAUGAGUUACUUUAUACAAGCUCUUUUAAUAGAGUAUUGAUUAGAAAUAGCUGUGUUUUAUCAAUGGGGUUUAAAAAAAAAUAUGCUAUUAAAACUCAAUCUCCUUUGCUUUUAUGCAAUUUGCUACUUUUCACAAAAGGUUUUUAAGAAUGUGUUUUGCGAUUUCAUGGUUCCUUAAUUAUAAAAAAAUAAAGGUACUUAGAUCAUACAUCCAGUUGAGAAGAAGUUAUCAUCUUUACAAAAUAUGCAAUUUGUAAAAUGAAGACUUCUCAAAAAAGUGAAUAUUCUGAAAUAAGAAAGAAAUAAAAAGAAAACGUUUAAGUAUUAUGAGUUUGUUUCUGAAAUUUUAAGUCACAUUGAGUGUUUGGUGCUUAAUAGAAAUUACUGUAGUGCUUGUAAACAUUCUUUGACUUUAUUUGUUGUUAGUCGUGUAAUAUUCCCAGUAGAUUAGAAGUAGAUACACACACUGGCUAAUGUAUCCAGAGUAUUUUGUCAAUAUAGUUUGUUACAUGAGUUGUUGUAUAUUUUUAGACUUGUGAUAUAUGUAACUUUCAUAUUAGAGAUGUCAGAUUGUUGGUAACUUGAUUUAUAUUAUUUUAUACAGAAUUUUGUUAAUUUGUUUUCGUCCAUUCACAUGUUUUUUAUUAGAUAGUUGAUUAUCUAUAUAGAUAUUACUUUGCAUCUAAAGAUAUCAAUUUAACUUCUGAAAUAAUGAUCAUGCUAUCCAUCUAAAAAUGUCAACUCUAUAUCUAUGGCAACACUUUCCAUGAUGGAAUAUUUGUAGUUUCAGUUUGUACAUUACUUGAAUUCAUAAAAUGUACACUUGUAUUUUGUUUGUCCAUCAAAUUUUUUUUUUUUUUUUUUUUUUUAACUUUUUAGUUUUACAUGCAUUUUAAUAGUAGAAAGUUAGGAAUCUGUCCUUCCAGAGGUAUAGAAGGAAGAUUUCACACUUCGAGACAGGACCACAUAAAACAUUAUAACAUCAUUCAACAUAACCAUACCACAAUAGGCAGUGUCAUCACUUUGACGGGCACAUGUAAACAUGGCAGCACUAUGUUCUCCAACAAAGAAUUAUUAGAAAGUUUAUAGUGUAACAAAUGACUAUAUGAUCUGUUGAUUAAUGUUUUGGAUCAUUAUUACUGCAUCAUUCAUUAACGAAUAUUGAAAUCAUCCUAAAUUAUUCACAAAUGAAUUUCUGUCUGUGACAGUUCAUUUCUAUAAAUUCUUUAUUGCUAUCUCAUCUAACCAGAAGAUAGUUGGUAAUUGUCUAAACUAAAUAAAUACAUAUCAUUUUGCAAAUUGCGAUAUUAAAUACUGUUAUCAUUAUGAAACUAAAAAAUAAAAAUAUGGGGUAUAGAGUUAAUAAGUCCCCUAGCAGUGAAACUGAGGGGACUAAAUGUUUCCUCUCUAUCUGUCUUGUACAUACGUACCAUGUGUACGUAACGCAAAAGUUUGUUAGCGUUCCAGCAGCUUCCUUCCGUGAGGAUUUUAAUCAAACUUCACACAAUAAUAAAGGACCAUAAUAUCUUGGACAAGGAAGAAUUUCUGAGUUUUUGGGUCAGGUAAAGGUCACUGCGACUGUUUUAGUGGGUAGAGAACAUGUAUUGCUAAUAGCAAUAUCAAGUAUGCUUGUGGUAUUUGAUUAUACUCAAAAUUUACCAAAUACAUGUUUAUUAUAUUGUGAAUUUCAAAUGAAGAUGUGAAAAUUUUUCUCCAUACUUGAUUCUAUCUAUAUAGCUGUUCUUUUGAUGUGAUGUACUUUUCUUAUUGACAUACAAUUUGAUUGUUUUUCUUCAUGAUUGUUUGAAUCUAAUGCAUGUUUUUGGGAAGAUUCUAUUGCAACUUUUUACUGUAAAAUUAGUCAUUUUAAUGAGUCUAAACACAAACAAUGUUGUUGGUAGAAUAAGCUGCAUAUGAAUAUAUAAUGUGCAAAUUGGUCAAAUGCUCCAGAAAAAUAAAAACCUUGAAGAGGAAAAUUUUCGGUAUUCAGAAAAAUCAGAGAACUCAAGCUUAAUGUCCUGAAGUAACCAAACAAUUGUUUGUGAUUGCCUUCCUAGCGACUUAAAAAACUUUUCUUACAGACAUGCAAUGGACGCAUUUGGACAAACAGGGUUUCUUUGUGUAAAAAGUGUCGCUAUAUUUCCCAUACCCAAUUUUAUCAUUCUUACAGUAAAUUUUGUAGAGAUUUUUUUAUCCUUAUCCCUUUCACUGUGAAUAUUUUGUAUAAACAGAUUGAUUCUGUUGUCAAUUGGAGUACUGUAAUUCUGUAAAAUUGAAAUUUUGCUAUUAAAUAUUAUAACAAUAA